Molecule: messenger RNA, 852 nt
Organism: Phragmites australis (common reed)
Lineage: Eukaryota; Viridiplantae; Streptophyta; Magnoliopsida; Poales; Poaceae
Product: BAG family molecular chaperone regulator 2-like
Exons: 2
Coding region: 103-582 (159 amino acids)
Molecular function (GO): protein binding
Source: RefSeq, a predicted model, not a curated record
CCUUGCUAGCUACUCUCGGCACCCGCAGCAACCAGCCAGUGAUCAACCGACCGAGAUCGAGACAGAGACAGAACAGAGAGCAGAGCAGCUAGAGCCGCAGAGAUGGUGAAGAUUCCGAGCCCGAGGAGUCUGUUCCGGAGCCGCUCCAGGAGCACCAGCAGCGGCGGCGCGGACAUCUGCGCCAUGGUCGCCGAGCACGAGAAGAUCGAAUGGGAGGUGCGGCCGGGCGGGAUGCUGGUGCAGAAGAGGCGGUCGCCGGAGGAGGACGCGGCGGCAGUGGAGGCCAUCCUGGUGAGGGUCUCCACCGGGUGGCAGUGGCACGACGUCUCCAUCGACGCCACGGCAACCUUCGGCGACCUGAAGGUGAUGCUGUCACUAGCGACCGGCCUGUGGCCCAGAGAGCAGAGGCUGCUGUACAGGGGGAAGGAGAGGGACGACUGCGAGCACCUGCACAUGGUGGGCGUCCAGGACAAGGACAAGGUGCUGCUCCUGGAAGACCCAGCCGUCAAGGAGAGGAAGCUCAGGUCGACCACCUUGGCGCAGCUCAUGGGGGUGCCCUGCCACUCCUUCAUCCAAGUGUAGAGAUCCCCUGAAUUUUCGUGCCCGCUUUCUUCUUCUUUCAGUUUGUUUGCGUGAGCGACAGAGCGAAGCUUUCAGCUCAGUCUGACUGCAAUGUUCAGAGCCUGCUGAGUUUGAGGGCUUGAAUUCGACCAAUCGAUCGAGACAUUUGCAACAUAGGAUCGAUAUAAAAUUCCAAAAACACAUGCUGUAAAUUACUGUGAAAGGUUUAAUCGCAGCUUAGUGUUUGUGCUAAUUCUCUGUAUAUAUUCUUUUGUUGAUAUCGGCAAUACA